Molecule: messenger RNA, 1254 nt
Organism: Umbelopsis ramanniana AG
Lineage: Eukaryota; Fungi; Mucoromycota; Umbelopsidomycetes; Umbelopsidales; Umbelopsidaceae
Exons: 2
Coding region: 30-1067 (345 amino acids)
Source: RefSeq, a predicted model, not a curated record
CCCUCCUCUUUCUUCCGUAUUCUCACUUCAUGGCAUACCAUCAGGAUUACCAGCAUCAACCGUCGUAUUAUCCAUACCAGCCUCCUCAGCAGCAGCAGCCGUAUUAUGAGGAUGACUACGCCAUGCACCCAAUACCCACCAACCACCAUGAUCCUUAUUAUUCGGCACACAAUGAAUACAAUACCUCCAACGCUAGCACCCCAAUGCCAGCCGAGGACAACGCCUAUGCUUAUUCAGAUACCAAGAGAUUAGCUCCCAUGCCGCCACAGCAAAGUUACUUUGAUAAAGACGACGAUGAUCGGGACAGUCAGCACGAGCGUACCUGCUGUAACUGGUUCUGUUGCGGUUGCUGUUGCGGUUGUUGUCCCAUGUGGCUGCGAUGGUGUGCAUGUGGGCUUUUGAUCAUCAUCUUGGCUUUGGGUAUAACGAUCGGCGUGCUGGCUGCGCUGUUCAAACAGCCUCAAGUGAGCUUUAACGGGAUUACCUUAAGUAACAGCACCCAGCCCAUUCAGUUGAACGGAACCGGAUUCAAUUUUAACUUUGAUCUUAAUAUUGGCGUGGUCAAUCCAAACAUUGAGAGCGCAACCUUCACCAGUAUCAAAGCGGUUGUUUAUUAUCCUACUGCACCGACGGUUCCUGUUGGUGAAGGAGAAAAAGACAACGUUCAUAUCGGCUCACAAUCCAUCACCAACAUCACCUUCCCUUUCCAAAUCGAAUAUGAUCCAACGCAGUCGGGGUCGCAAGCCAUGAUGUUGGAUAUUUUCCAAAAGUGCGGUAUAUUGGGAGGAGCUACAUCCGAUCUUACCGUCAACUACAAAGUAACCGUCACCAUUAACAUAUUGGGCAUCAACAUUUCACCUACCCUCAGUGAAUCAGCGACAUUCCCCUGCCCAUUCUCGAGCAAUGAUCUUCCAAGUGAGCUGGGUACUAUCAUUGCCGGUCUCUCUGGUGGCAACUCAGCUGUUUCAUCCGCCGCUGGUGGAGUGGCAGGCGCUGCAAGCUCUGCCGGCGUUGGCGCAAUUCUCGCUUCAAUCACUUCAAGCGGUGUCAUCCCGACUGGCAUAUAAACCCCCUCCCCCAACUUCUGUACAUUAGCUUUCUCGUGUUAGACUAGCCAAUAACUAGAUCGGCUCAUUCUCGUUAUUGAUCGCAUAUCGCUUCUUUGUCAUCUCGCUUGUAUGUAACUCUCAACCACCAUGCAAUAAAAAACCUCCUCCCGCCCCAUAUAUAUAUAUCGGCUUUACCGGAUGCGAU